AUGGCGACCACUGUUUAUGUCAAGAAUAUUGCCUCCAACACCGAGGACAAGGAGAUCAAGGACUUCUUUAGCUUCUGCGGCAAGAUCAACUCCAUCGACGUCACCUCCGAGGGCGAGACUAAGUCCGCGACCGUGAACUUCGAGAAGGAGACCGCCGCCCGCACUGCUCUCCUCCUCAACCACACCAAGCUCGGCACCAACGAAAUCUCCGUCACCGGCGGCUCUUCCUCGGACGAUGCCCAUCCCGAUGACUCCACCACCGAUCGCUCCCCCGACGCUGGCCUGACACAAGAAGAGAAGCCCCGCGCCCGCGUCCUCGCUGAGAUCCUCGCUCAUGGCUACCUCGUCGCUGAUACCGGUCUCGAAACGGCCAUUCAGCUCGACGAGAAGCACGGCGUCACCAACAAGUUUGUCAACACCGUCAAGCAGCUCGAUGAACGCACCCACGCCACAGACAAGGCCAAGGCUGCCGAUGCUAGCUACGGCUUGACCGCUAGAGCCAACUCUCUCCUCACUGGCCUCGCGUCGUACUUUGAGAAGGCUACCCAGAGCCCCACCGGCAAGAAGCUGGUUGACUUUUACACCACCAGCUCCAAGCAGGUUCAAGAUAUCCAUGCCGAGGCGAGACGGCUGGCGGACCUGAAGAAGGCCGAGCACGGCGGGAAUGCCUAUGCUGCGUCGGGGCUUGAUAAGGUCUUUGGCCGGUUUACUGGUGGCGCGGCCAAGUCUAAUGAGGAGGUUCCUGGUGGUGCUCCUGCCAAUGCGGCGGCGGUGGAGAGUGAGACUAAACCCACUGCGCCGGCUGGUACUGGGGAGUCCAAGGUCAUUCACUAAGGGGGGUUGAAGGAGAGUAGACAAUGACGAGAUGAGAAUGAAGUCAUGGCAUGGGACUGGGACUAGGUUUUAUGGGUCACGAUCACGGUUCUUUUGCAGACGUUGAUUCCCACCGGUGUUUUUUUCUUUUUUUUCUUUCCUCUUUGCGCUUAUUGUAUCCUUGCUUUUAGUUAGUCAAGGCUUGGUGGAAUGAGAAUUACAUCCUAUCACAAUGUAGUCGUGGAUCAGAUCAUCCUCAACAGGUGCUGUGUGA
Podospora bellae-mahoneyi is the source of this 1087-nucleotide messenger RNA. It is a transcript of the gene vip1, whose product is annotated as Protein vip1. The transcript has 2 exons. Gene Ontology annotation, cellular component: nucleoplasm. The record is from RefSeq and is a predicted model, not a curated record. NCBI's taxonomy places the organism in Eukaryota, Fungi, Ascomycota, Sordariomycetes, Sordariales, Podosporaceae. Gene Ontology annotation, molecular function: RNA binding. Bases 1 to 834 code for a protein of 277 amino acids.